Messenger RNA from Octodon degus (degu), 192 nucleotides. RefSeq names its product cytochrome c oxidase subunit 7C, mitochondrial-like. The record is from RefSeq and is a predicted model, not a curated record. The coding region runs from base 1 to 192 and encodes 63 amino acids. Lineage: Eukaryota; Metazoa; Chordata; Mammalia; Rodentia; Octodontidae. Gene Ontology annotation, biological process: mitochondrial electron transport, cytochrome c to oxygen. The transcript is spliced from 2 exons.
AUGUUGGGGCAGAGUACCCGGAGGUUCACAACCUCUGUGGUGCGUAGCAGCCACUAUGAGUUGGGCCCUGGGAAGAGUUUGCCGUUUUCUAUGGAAAACAAGUGGUGGGUGCUAGAUAUGAUGACCUUGUACUUUGGAUCUGGUUUUGCAGCACCUUUCUUAAUAGUGAGACACCAACUGCUUAAGAAAUAA